This is a messenger RNA of Hirsutella rhossiliensis, 2142 nucleotides long. RefSeq names its product glycosyl hydrolase family protein. The transcript is spliced from 6 exons. Bases 1 to 2142 code for a protein of 713 amino acids. The record is from RefSeq and is a predicted model, not a curated record. Gene Ontology annotation, cellular component: cell surface. Gene Ontology annotation, molecular function: glucan endo-1,3-beta-D-glucosidase activity; endo-1,3(4)-beta-glucanase activity. NCBI's taxonomy places the organism in Eukaryota, Fungi, Ascomycota, Sordariomycetes, Hypocreales, Ophiocordycipitaceae.
AUGGCAUCCCCGGACAUCUUCGCCCAGCCCAUCGAUACCAAGGCCCCGCCGUCGUGCAUAUCGAUUCGUCAUGAUCACCCGGUGCCUCGCAAGGGGAUCCAGUCCAAGGCCCCUCUUCAGACCAACAAAUUCUACGCCAACUUCUUCCUGGGAGACCAACUGGCCCCGACGUACACGUUCCCUUACUCCCUACAGUGGGCCGGGGGGAAGGGCUCCAGUGCGAGCUGGGGCAUGUCCUGCGGCCAUGUCGAGGCGCAUCAACGAGUGUUCGGCAAUGUGAGGUUUAACGAGUCUUCGUCUUACUACCUGAAUCCUAUUGGGAUUCAGUCCAUGGUGAUAUCUGCCAAGGAGCUGGGGAACAAGACGGCGCUCUCGCUCGACAGCAUCACGGCGUUCUCGGCACGAGUCCAUCUCAGCAAGGACAGCACAUCGCCACCGGCAGUCUCGUUCCCGCUUGUGCAGGGGAUGCCGUACAUCACGGCCCAGUUCGACGGCGCCGUUCCCGUCCUUCAAUCGGGAGUAUACUUCAAAACCGUAACGCGGGUUACCCGGGAUCCCAAGCCGCACGUGGCCAAGUACACAUUCAACCUCGAAGACGGAACGACGUGGCGCAUGUACGCCUGGAGGACCAAGGGGGAUGAGCUCGAUCUCAAGGUCGUCAACGACGGGCGGGCCGAGUCGAAGAAGCCCUUCUUCGGCAUCAUCCAGAUCGCCAAGGACCCCCGGACCAACGGAUCCGAGGGGUUGCUGGAUGACGGUGCUGGCAUAUACCCAGUGACGGUUGGUCUCUCGGGCUCGACGUCCGGGUCCCGGGGCAUCUAUUGCUUCAAGUUCCAAAAGGACGGGCACCAGGCCGGGCAUCUGUACAUGUACGCGCUGCCCCAUCACGUCCACUCGUUCGACGACGAGACCAAGCAGCGGAUGCAGCAGGUCCAGCUGCAGACGACGACGAAGGGGCUCGCCAGGCUGGUCCGGGGCACCGAGUGGACCAUGGUCGAACCGAACUUGCCCGUCUCCAUGGGUUUCUCGCCAUGGCACCCGGAAAGGGGAAGCAUGGAUGGCUUGUCUGAGAUGGCGAAGAAUACGAUCCGGGCCGCGGCCGCCAAGGAGAUUUCCCAGAACAUGAUUGCUCAGUCAAAUCUGGACUCCAUGUACUUCAGCGGCAAGGCGCUCGCCAAGUUUGCGACUAUUCUGUACGUGGUCAACAACAUGGUCGGGGACAAGGCGCUCGCGCAAACGGGGCUCGGGCUGCUCAAAGCGGCCUUUGACAUCUUUGCCGCCAACAAGCAAAGGUUUCCUCUGGUAUAUGAGACGGCGUGGGGCGGCGCCGUCUCGUCGGCGAGCUAUGUCACGGGAGACGCGGGCGUUGACUUUGGAAACACGUACUACAACGACCACCACUUCCACUACGGCUACCACAUCCUGGCGGCCGCGACGAUUGGCCACCUGGAUCCGGACUGGGCCCGGGCGAAUGCGGACUAUGUCAAUACGCUGGUGAGAGACGUUGCCAAUCCCAACUCCAAGGACGCGUUCUUCCCAAUGUGGCGGAGCUUCGACUGGUAUCAUGGCCACAGCUGGGCUCACGGCCUCUAUGCCGCGGCGGACGGCAAGAAUCAAGAAUCGAGCUCGGAGGACAUGAUGCACGCGUAUGCCCUCAAGAUGUGGGGAAAGGUGAUUGGCAACGCCAACUUGGAAGCGAGGGGCAACCUGCAGCUGGCGAUGAUUGCGCGCAGCCUACAAGUCUAUUACCUGUACGAGAAGAACAACGAGGUGCAGCCGAAGCAGUUCAUCGGCAACAAGGUGGCGGGGAUUCUGUUUGAGAACAAGGUGGACCACACGACAUUUUUCGACCCGAGCAUCGAGGCGAUCCAGGGCAUCCACAUGAUUCCAAUCCUGCCGCCGACGCCAUUUGUGCGGGUGCCCAACUUUGUCGCGGAAGAAUGGGAGGCGUUUUUCAGCCAGGGGCGGAUAGACGAGAUUCGCAACGCGUGGAAGGGCAUCAUCUACGCCAGCUACGCGACGGUGGAGCCCAGGAAGGCGUGGGAGUUUUUCUCUGGGCGCAGCUUCGACCCGCAGUGGCUGGACGGAGGCGCGUCGCUAACGUGGUUCAUGGCGUAUGCUGCAGCUCUCGGCGGGAUCUGA